AUGCAAGCAUCGGUCUCUUACCCUGAUUCUGUCCCUGUGGAACCUACAAUCCGAGAUCUCGUCCUCGCGAACGCCCAGCAGCACGCGACCCUACUUGCAUCAUUGUCCAGUCUCUCGUCCUCCCCCGCCUCACUCGCUAGCCACGAAUCAUAUAUCGAAGAGCUCACAGAACAGUUGGCCCGGGUGACGAAACAGAUCAGGCAAUUCGAAGUUAAAACAUGGGCUGCACAACGAGAGUAUGACAGCAUCAAAGACGAUUUGGGGCGUACGAAGAGGUUUAUGGCGGGGCUGGUUGGGAUGAAGGACAAGGUGGACGAAAGGCUCCUGAUCGAGGAACGGAAAUACCAACGAGCGCUCGAGGAAGAAAAAUCCGCAAAAGAAAGAAAACGGGCGAUUGAGCGACUGAUUGCUGCAGCCACGAUAGAGAAAGAAGAACUCGAAGCAAAUGUCAGGGAAUAUCGCACACGACGGGCCCGGUUGGGCUCCCUCUACUCGACCAUCUUCGACGGCCCCACCCCAGAUUAUCCAGAAGAGGAUCGCCUCGAAUAUGAUUUUCUGGAGUCGCAAAAGCGGUACGACGAGGCCAGCCACCAACUUAGCAUUGAACUCGAAGUUGCCGAGCAUCUGGAGAUGGCAUCUGCGUCCAUGAAAGCGUCCCUCUCCGAAUUGAAGACUCUAGUCUCCCGGUGGACGGCAGACGUCGCGACUAGAUCUAAGACACUCACGGAUAACCUUAAGCGCAAAGGCCUAGGCGAUGCGAUACGCCAUUACACCGAAGCACGCGCCCUCGUAGACAAAGCCGUUGCAGUCUCUCCGAAUGUUAUACAACCUCUGAACCCACCUCUCAUCGGCGGCCAAACGAUCGAAGCGGAACCAGACAUCCCUGCCGCAGUCUUCAAAGACUCGUCAUUUCUGCUACCAACAUUCCGGGACUUUGAGGCUUCAAAUACCAAGCUGAGAUCUCAACUCGACUCAGCUUCUCGACGGAGGAACAACCUCGUUGGAAUCAUGAACGAGGUCUCGCCUCAACUCGAGCAACGAAGGGAGGCGUUGUUUGACCUUCGCCAGUCGAUCUUCGUGAGCUUUCUUCCCGCGGGCGUGGAUGAUGGUGCAAGUCCACCGGAUUAUCAUUCUGUAAUCCAAUCUUGA
This is a messenger RNA of Coprinopsis cinerea okayama7#130, 1149 nucleotides long. RefSeq lists its product as hypothetical. The record is from RefSeq and is a predicted model, not a curated record. Lineage: Eukaryota; Fungi; Basidiomycota; Agaricomycetes; Agaricales; Psathyrellaceae. The transcript is spliced from 8 exons. The coding region runs from base 1 to 1149 and encodes 382 amino acids.